GUUUUUUUCCCGGUUCCCUCCGACUAUUUCAGCCGCCUCGUUUUAGGGUUUUAUACAAACACAUUCCUUCAAUUGCAGCCGAUUACUAUCCCUUCUUCCAACUCUUUCUUUAUCCUUUCACAGUCGCCGCUUCCCUCCGUCGCCGCCCUACUACGCCAAAUCAAAAUUUCCAUCACGCAGUCGACUUAUGUUUUAGUUUUGUUGCAAAUAACUGGAACUAUGGCUGUUGAAGUUGAUGUGGUAAACCAGGAACUGACCCAGCCUCAUCAUGAUGUGAAGCUGUUCAAUCGGUGGACCUUUGAUGAUGUCCAGGUGAAUGACAUCUCUCUGGUUGAUUACAUUGGGGUUGCACCUGCCAAGCAUGCGACCUAUGUUCCCCACACCGCCGGGAGGUACUCUGUCAAGCGCUUUCGAAAAGCUCAGUGCCCAAUUGUGGAGAGGCUCACAAAUUCACUGAUGAUGCACGGCCGAAACAAUGGGAAGAAACUCAUGGCUGUCAGGAUCAUUAAGCAUGCAAUGGAGAUUAUUCAUCUUCUAACUGAUCUCAACCCAAUUCAAGUCAUCGUCGAUGCCGUUGUCAACAGUGGACCACGUGAAGAUGCUACUCGAAUUGGUUCAGCUGGUGUUGUUAGGCGUCAAGCUGUGGAUAUAUCCCCACUGCGACGUGUUAACCAAGCAAUCUAUCUUCUUACGACUGGUGCUCGUGAGGCUGCUUUCAGAAACAUCAAAACAAUUGCAGAAUGCUUGGCUGAUGAACUUAUUAAUGCAGCGAAGGGUUCGUCCAACAGUUACGCAAUCAAGAAAAAGGAUGAGAUCGAGAGAGUUGCGAAGGCAAAUCGUUGAGAGGUUAUUUGUCAGGGUUCGUUUCAUGUGGUACGGCAAGAGUUUUCUGUUAUUUUUCUUGUCUGGCUACAUUCUUUUAAUGAACGCCAUAGUUUAAUCUACCGGUUUGAAUUCCUUAUGGGGACAAUUCAUAUCUAUUAGUUGACUUUAAACUUUUUGUCCUUUCAUUAAACCAAGCAGAUGGACGUGUUUCUUAAAUUUAAGGUGGUUUUCCAGAACUUUUGCUAAAAUGUAUGAUUUUGGUACUUGUCGUUA
Messenger RNA from Benincasa hispida (wax gourd), 1098 nucleotides. Its product is annotated as small ribosomal subunit protein uS7. Lineage: Eukaryota; Viridiplantae; Streptophyta; Magnoliopsida; Cucurbitales; Cucurbitaceae. Gene Ontology annotation, molecular function: structural constituent of ribosome; RNA binding. Gene Ontology annotation, biological process: translation. The record is from RefSeq and is a predicted model, not a curated record. Gene Ontology annotation, cellular component: small ribosomal subunit.